This is a messenger RNA of Coffea arabica (coffee), 1160 nucleotides long. Lineage: Eukaryota; Viridiplantae; Streptophyta; Magnoliopsida; Gentianales; Rubiaceae. The record is from RefSeq and is a predicted model, not a curated record.
GCUUUGCUUUUGUCUUCUCUCACAGCACAACACCUCCUCAAGUCUCUCUCUGCUUUUUUUUUUUUUUUUUUGUUUGGUGUUCUCCAAAAAAAUUGAGCAGAGCAUAAGAGAAUAGCUCUCCGGACUUUUGGGUAGCAAGAAUUAUAGCUUAGAGGAAAGAGCUAGAGACUAUUAAGUGAAAUUGAUUUUUCGAAAUAGAAGUAGGCCUUUUCUGCGUAACGGGAAUGUUUGAUGAAACGGGAAUCUUUGGCAAUCUUGAUUUCCUCUCAACUCCUUGUGGAGAAGGAGAUGUGCCUCCCGAAGUUGAACCUGGCAGAGUGGUGGAUGAAAAUUAUAGUGAUGAGGAGAUGGACGUUGAUGAGCUGGAGAGGAGGAUGUGGAGAGAUAAAAUGCUACUCAGGAAGCUUAAAGGGCAGAAGAAGAUUAAGGAGGGAGUAGAUGAUGGCAUGAAGCAGCACCAAUCGCAGGAGCAAGCACGCAGGAAGAAGAUGUCACGUGCACAAGAUGGCAUAUUGAAGUACAUGCUCAAAAUGAUGGAGGUUUGUAAAGCUCAAGGUUUUGUGUACGGAAUUAUCCCUGAAAAUGGUAAACCUGUUACUGGUGCCUCUGAUAACCUUCGUGCCUGGUGGAAGGAGAAGGUUCGGUUUGAUAGGAAUGCUCCUGCUGCAAUUGCCAAGUAUUGGAUAGCACAUUCUAUCCCCGGAAAGGUUGAAGAUUGCUGUGACAUAACAUCAACUCCUCAUGCACUACAGGAGCUUCAGGAUACUACUCUGGGGUCACUCUUGUCGGCUCUGAUGCAGCACUGUGAUCCACCCCAAAGGCGGUUCCCUUUAGAGAAGGGUAUACCCCCACCUUGGUGGCCUAGUGGGAUUGAGGACUGGUGGCCUGAUUUGGGCCUACCAAAGGAUCAAGUUUUUCCUCCAUACAAAAAGCCUCAUGACUUGAAGAAGGCUUGGAAGGUGGGGGUUCUGACAGCGGUUAUUAAACACAUGUCACCUGACAUUUCUAAGAUUCAGAAGCUUGUUAGACAAUCUAAAUGUUUGCAGGAUAAGAUGACUGCCAAGGAGAGUGCUACUUGGCUGGACAAGACUUUCUGCCAAGGGAAAACAAAAAGGCAGCAAGCCUACAAAGGAAAACAUUCUGCAACUGAAACCAUUUAG